GCACAACCCAUCAAUCCCAUUAAAUGCCGUGUGCGGGCAGGCGGCGCUGCCUGGGCUGCUCCCUGCGCUGCCCUAGCCCCCGUGCAUGGGCUGCCGCCGCUUCCCCCCUCUGAUACAUGGCUGGCUGGCUGGACUUGUUACAGUGUCACCUCCUGCCCGCCAGCUGCAGCACCAACUUCCCCCCCAGCUAGUCUCCUCCUGCCCGGGGCUGUUGCAAAGUGAUGGGAUAGAGAGAAGCCGCUCCAAGCACCUGGGCUCCUAUUUAUUAGUCUGUCUCCCUGUCCUAUUCCUGGGUGGUUCUUCUUCCUCUCUUCCCUUUCCCCUUCUUUAUUUUAUUCCUCCUCCCUCCCUCUCCCCUUGCCUUGGAGCCUGGAUCUCUUGAGUUCUUCUGGAAAGGAUAUAUGUUGGGGAAAGGAGGAAAGCGGAAGUUUGACGAGCAUGAAGAUGGGCUGGAAGGCAAAGUGGUGUCUCCUACUGACGGUCCAUCUAAGGUGUCUUACACCUUACAGCGCCAGACUAUCUUCAACAUUUCCCUUAUGAAACUUUAUAACCACAGGCCAUUAACAGAGCCAAGCUUACAAAAGACAGUCUUAAUUAACAACAUGCUGAGGCGAAUCCAGGAGGAACUCAAACAGGAAGGCAGCUUGAGGCCUGUGUUCAUCACCACUUCACAGCCUACUGACCCCCUUGGUGACAGCUUUCGAGAGGCCCAGCCUGCAUUCAGUCAUCUUGCCUCUCAGCCGGUUCACCCCACUGACUUAGUAAGCACUACACCAUUAGAGUCUUGCCUCACCCCAGCCUCGUUGCUUGAGGAGGACUCUUUUUGCACUUCCCAGACUGGCCAGCAUGAUGGUCCUACAAAACUACCACCUCCAGCUGUCCAACCAGUAAAAGACAGCUUUUCCUCAGCCUUGGAUGAAAUUGAAGAGCUCUGUCCAAGACCUACCUCUACCGAGGCAGUAGUAGCAGCAACAGAAGCAGCAGCAGCAACGGAUGACUCUAAAGAUAACUCCAGUGAGUCUAAUGUUCAAAAGUCUGAGGGAGUUCAAGAGAGCAGAACAAGCGAAUCAAAACUCAUGGACUCUUUACCCGGCAAUUUUGAGAUAACAGCUUCCACAGGUUUCCUUACAGACUUGACCUUGGAUGAUAUUCUGUUUGCUGACAUUGACACAUCUAUGUAUGAUUUUGACCCUUGCACAUCUGCUACGGGGGCUGCCUCAAAAAUGGCUCCUGUCUCAGCAGAUGAUCUCCUAAAAACUCUUGCCCCCUAUAGCAGUCAACCAGUAACCCCGAAUCAGCCUUUCAAAAUGGACCUCACAGAACUGGAUCAUAUAAUGGAGGUGCUUGUUGGGUCUUAAAGUAUAAUGACUUUUUAUGUACCAGUAUAUACACUUGGUAGUAUUUUCACAACCUUUCUCUCCCUCCCCACCCCUCCAAAUUCACAGCACUGUGCAUGCAUCCUUGCUUGCCUUUUUUAAAAGAAAAGGAUCACACUAGUUUUUGCUUCAAGCAGAGUUGGAGUGCCUUCAUCCAUGUAUGACCACUUUUAAUGUAUUUUUUUUAAAGUGGUUCCUCAAGGAAGACGUAAUACCCUGGUAUAGGAAAGAAUACAUAUUGUAGACAAUAUUACUAUGAUAUUACGACAAAAAAAUUGAAUUGUAAAAGCUAAGCACAAGGAUUAUGUUGGGGAAAACUGUAAAUUGCAUGUGCAUAUUUGUCUAUUUUUUCUAUAAGUUUUAUUGCAAGAGGUAAAAAUUUUAUUAUUUAGAUAAUCUCAGUACUUUUUUGGCAUUUUAGCCCUGUAUAGGUUGACUUAGCAAUUCAGCCCUUUGGAGGCAUUAACUAGUCUUCUUUAAGUGUUGCAUUUACAUGGCUGUUUAGAAACUGCUGCCCAAAUUUAUUUUAUAUUUUUGUACAGAUUCUGCAGUUUAUUAUAUUGUUUUUCUAAAAACAAAUGCUGUUUAUACACACAAAAAUAGCUAUUUUGAUAGGAUUUGCUCACAUAGUUCCUGCAUAAUUGAUGUACAAGAACCACUUGUACUUUUAUACAGAGUUGUAAUGUUUUAUAUAUGUAUGGUGCAAAGAGAAAAAUGGAUCAAAAUAAAUCUGCAGUUCGGUCUCCCUGAAUGCAAAUAGUGCUUUAAGAAAGGGCUGGGGGCAGUUUCACAAGAGUUUCACAAAUAUUUACUCGCUGCUGUAGCCACCUGUGCACUACUGUGAUUUCUAAAACCUAGAGCCAUGUCUACUCCUAGACCUAUGUUAAAACAGUUGGCAAGAGAUAGUUGUGAAACUUCAUUCUAAGUGUUCUCUUGUGAGAUCUAGGCUACUGAAACCUGAUCCUGAAGCCAGUAUGUCAAGUAAAUGUAUGUUCUUUUUACUUUAAGCAAAAUGUUGGUUCUUUUUUUAAUUUGGAACAGCCAAUUGUCUUUGUUACUUGAAAUGUGUUACCGUUUUAGCAAGUCAGCAUUUCUUUAGCUGAAGUUAUUACAAAUGUUUUUAAUGGGAAUAUACAUGCCAUUUACAAAUACAUCUCUUUGUAAUUUUUCAUAAAGAAGGCGUACAUGGUAUUUGUUCUAAUUAAUUUGUGUUCAAGAUUCCACUUGCCCUUUCUUGGAGCAUACUUUCCCCCUCACUGUGUUAAUAAGUGCUGAAAAAUGCAACUUCAGUAUUACUGCAGUGAAGCUCAUCUCUUAUCUGCACUGGAUGGACUUACCUAGUAUCCAUUGCUGUUGAAACUGGAGCCAGUCACAUUACAUCAGUUGGCAUCUCCUAUAGGGUUCGUUUCUUGUAUGAACCAUGUUACCUGCUUUACACUUUAUAGACCUGUUCUACAAUGAAUAUACAGACACAGCUUCUAUGCAUGUUUCCUUGCCUCCAUAACACCUGAGAAGUUUUCUCAUUACUGCACCAAUAGCAUUUUUUAUUCAUUGUGGUGUACAUUUAAUUUAAAAAAAAGUUUGCAAUGUAUCAUGCCUGUUGCUGAAAUUGCUAUGGCAUUUUAGUUUUUCAGUGGUACUUUAGCUGAUGAGUGCAGGUUACAACCUAUAUUGUUGACAUGCCUAUGGCUUCCUUAGGAAUAACUUUUAUAUUUAUUUAAGAAAUUUUAAAUUAUGUUGUAUGUCAUUUGGCAAUAUUCAGCCAGUUCUGCUCACUUCUUGUCAUGGAUAAAAUUGGGUCUUAUCUGCCUUUAAGAAGGCAGCUUUAUAAAUUGGCACUUUAAACAGGCCUUGUAUAUUUUCUAAUAAAUAUAUGUAAUGCAUACACACAUACAUUUUGCAAUGAAGGAAUUGCUACUCUAAAUGCAGUGCAUCAUAUACAGUUAUGAAAUGCUUCUCGAUUCUAAUUAAUCAGCCAGUUUUAGUAUACUUAAGAGACGUACGUACUAACUCCGACACAACAAGAUGUUGAUAUAAUAGCAAUUGUUUGAUUGCAAUAUAGUCUUUUAUAACUUCAGACAGGAUGGCAUCAACCGACUGUGGAAUUAGGGACCAUUUCUAAUUGGGGGCAGGAGCUGGGGAAACGGUGCUCUAGUCUGCAUCCAGUAAUGUUUGGUUAUUGUUCAUUCAGCAGCUUCCAUUCCUUGUAAGAGAAUAAUCCUGCCACAGACUCUGCAACUUUUGUAACCGGAGCAUCCAAGAAACAAUGUCUACAAGGUGUUAUCAAACUGUAUACAAAUCCUAAAGCCAUGCAAUAAUGUUGAUUGUUCAGAACAAUAACAUGGUAAGCAGUUGAUUAUCGUUGUUCUAAGUUAUUGUAAAUCAGUUCUUAACAACUGCUCUUUCUUUGGAUUAGUUAAUUGUGUUUUUAGACAAGUACCAUAUGUUAGGCAGCAGUUCAAAUAAACGCCAUUUUCAGAGCAGUGAACUGCUGUUGGAAAGUGGUUGUUUGAAAUCUUUGUUUUUUGUAGAACAGAAAAAAAAGGUAUAUUUCAAGAUUCUAUCAUUCAAAAAAAGUGUGUAUCCUCGGUAAUAACAUAGGUAAAUUUUUAAUAAUAGUGUACUUAAAGGAAAUUGGCAGUCGAUCUACAAAAAGCAAAACACCUGAUUUAUAAAAUUUAGGCAAAGGGUCAGCAAUUCUUAUUCUGAACUGUAAUCUUUAAUUCUAUAGAUUGAAAUGCUUGGUGGAAUCUUCUGCUUUUGCGUUCACUUUCUAUAGCAUGGCCUACUUGCAAAGGUCAUAGUAUAGCAGUCAAGAUAAGAAUUAUUUAUAAAAGAUGAAUACCAGUUGAUGUAUAUUGACAAUGAUGUGCAAUGAAGUGACAAGAUGGGAGCAGAAUAAAAGAGCUUUGGAUUUGAAGUGAUUUUUUUCGUAAGUUAUUUAUUCCUUUUUUUCAUUGUAAAUAUAUUUAUUUUAUUGUGAAGCUAACAACAUCUGGAUUGUAACAUGUACAGAAUGUAUGGUAGGAAUGUAUUCUCUUGUAGGAAUGUAAAUCUGUGAAAAGGGGGUAGGAGCCUGAUUCAGAGAAAAUUAAUUGGGUUUUAUUUGGGAUUUGCACGGUUCCCAGUCUCUUUUCCAACUUGAGUCUGGCUGUUUGAAAUAUGCAAAAAAUAUGGACGACGGAGACAUUAAUUCACAAAAUUAGUUAUACAAAUCCAGUCUGUGAUGCGUUAGUUCCUUUAAAGGGGCCUGCUUGUGCUUGAAAUUCAAAUAGAGUCUUCGGUAGGAGCCACCUCUGUUCUUUCGGGAUUGAUCGUGUAAAUGCAUGAGUAAGGGCAACGCAUGUCUUCACCAGUCUGCUAUGUGAUAAUGCGUUGUAGUAUAUACUUGCCCUAAAUCUUAACUCAUGCAGGCAGUCCCCAUAAUGUCCAUGGGACUAUUGGAAUGAGUAAGAGUUCAGAGUGGUGCCUUUACCCUAGAAAGUGCAACAUAACUAAUGCUGCAUUUGUGCAAAAUGGUAAGACUCAGACAAAAAAUUCUAAAUGUACUUUCCAAGUGCAACAUGGAGUUUUUUUGUGUUGUGGGGUUUUUUUUUCCCAUGGGUUGUGAUUUUAAUAUUCCCUCCUGGGCCUGAUUGGGUAAUCCUUGGUCAUAUAUAAUUCAUGUUGGGUUUAGUGGGAAUUUUGCCUGCAAUAGAAAAUUGCACCCCAAUAACAGUCCUUGCUAGUGGACUGUAUAUAUCUGUUUGCAAAACAAGAAGAGAUUCAUUUUAAAAGAAAUUUUGCUGAACAGUAAAGUAUUAAAAAAUAAAGGCAUUCAUCUCCUCAUGUUCCUCGCAGUAAACUAGAAAAUAAUAUGGUCCAUCCACCUCCUGAAAGGCCCAAUGUGAGAAUGAACUCCCCUUCAUGCUGCAGCCGUUGUUUUCUCCUGGCUGAAUGUUGUUAGCCUAGCCUGCAUUGUUUAAAACUCAAUGUUGUUGAAUCCAAAGUUUACACUUUCUUCAAAAAUAAAACGAGCAAAUUGUAAUGAGUCCUGCCUGAGAAAUGGUUUAAUUAACUCCAAAGAGGUGUGAACAUGGAUUUAAUUUUGAACAGAUUUCAGCAUCCUGCUCUUGUGAAAGUUGCUUUCAGUGCUUACAUUAAAGAGUCUGAAUGUUUCUUAGAAAUUAGUUCAUUUUAAGCUCCCUCCUCCUUUUCAGGAUAUAGGCCUAAUGCAAAUUCUAGAAUCCUUAAAAAAAAA
Pelodiscus sinensis (Chinese soft-shelled turtle) is the source of this 5616-nucleotide messenger RNA. It is a transcript of the gene SERTAD2, whose product is annotated as SERTA domain containing 2. NCBI's taxonomy places the organism in Eukaryota, Metazoa, Chordata, Testudines, Trionychidae. Gene Ontology annotation, molecular function: transcription regulator activity. The record is from RefSeq and is a predicted model, not a curated record. Gene Ontology annotation, cellular component: nucleus.